Messenger RNA from Glycine soja, 1666 nucleotides. Its product is annotated as UDP-glucose 4-epimerase GEPI48-like. Gene Ontology annotation, cellular component: cytosol. Gene Ontology annotation, biological process: rRNA processing; galactose metabolic process. Gene Ontology annotation, molecular function: RNA binding; UDP-glucose 4-epimerase activity. The record is from RefSeq and is a predicted model, not a curated record. Bases 144 to 1310 code for a protein of 388 amino acids. NCBI's taxonomy places the organism in Eukaryota, Viridiplantae, Streptophyta, Magnoliopsida, Fabales, Fabaceae. The transcript is spliced from 9 exons.
GAGUGAUGUAGACAUGAUUAUAUGAACGUGGCUGAUCUGUUGUUCCCUCCAUAAAUAUUCGCAUAAAACCAUCAAAUUCCGAAACAGGAACACACAAUUCAUUUUCGAACGAACGUGUCACAGAAUUCUCGCCUUUUCCGAAUAUGGCAUCGCGCGUCAGCAUUGGCAAUCUCACUUCCUCCGCGCCGUAUAUUAAUUCCCCUCAUUUUCGCUCACAACUUAAGCUUUCCAGCAACUCCUCUUUGCACAAGCCACUCAUGCGCGACAAGACUGUGCUGGUAACCGGCGGAGCCGGUUACAUCGGCACCCACACCGUUCUUCAGCUCUUGCUCGGAGGUUGCAGAACCGUCGUCGUCGACAAUCUCGACAAUUCCUCCGAGGUUUCUAUCCACCGAGUCAGGGAGCUUGCCGGCGAAUUUGGGAACAACCUCUCCUUUCACAAGGUGGACCUACGGGACAGGGAUGCACUAGAGCAAAUUUUUGUUUCCACACAAUUUGAUGCUGUCAUACACUUUGCUGGACUGAAAGCAGUAGGAGAAAGUGUGCAAAAACCUUUACUAUACUAUAACAACAACUUGACUGGGACAAUCACUCUAUUGGAAGUCAUGGCUGCCCAUGGAUGCAAGAAGCUCGUGUUCUCUUCUUCAGCAACUGUAUAUGGUUGGCCAAAGGAAGUUCCAUGCACAGAAGAGUUCCCUCUGUCAGCAAUGAACCCAUAUGGACGAACUAAGCUUAUCAUUGAAGAAAUUUGUCGUGAUGUCCACCGUGCAGAGCCAGAUUGGAAAAUAAUAUUGUUAAGAUACUUCAACCCAGUCGGUGCACACCCUAGCGGUUGUAUUGGGGAGGAUCCCCGCGGAAUUCCAAACAAUCUCAUGCCAUUUGUUCAGCAAGUAGCAGUUGGCCGACGGCCUGCACUGACAGUUUUUGGAAAUGAUUAUAAUACAACUGAUGGCACUGGGGUUCGGGAUUACAUUCAUGUUGUUGAUUUAGCAGAUGGGCACAUUGCUGCGUUGCUUAAACUAGAUGAUCCUAAUAUAGGUUGUGAGGUUUAUAACCUGGGAACAGGAAAGGGAACAUCAGUUUUGGAGAUGGUUCGAGCUUUUGAGAUGGCAUCUGGAAAGAAAAUUCCACUUGUGAUGGCUGGCCGUAGACCUGGUGAUGCUGAAAUUGUUUAUGCAUCAACAAAGAAAGCGGAAAGAGAGCUUAAAUGGAAGGCAAAAUAUGGCAUUGAUGAGAUGUGCCGCGAUCAAUGGAAUUGGGCUAGCAAAAACCCUUAUGGCUAUGGAGAUCAGGAGGAUUCCACCGUUUAACUAUAUAUAUAUAUAGUGUUCUCUUUGGGUUCUUUUCCGAACUCCCCCACACCGUAGUCCGUAGGUCUUGUGAAUUUAGUUUUCUCAAAAGCUUUUCUUUAGUCCGUAGGUCAAGGUGACAAGUACUUGUAUUAUUAUGAUUCAUAGUUACAUGGUAAAUAAGUAGUGGUUUACUGCACUGUAAUUUAAUUUAAAGGUUCUAUAGGUUCCUUCUUACAGGUUAUUGAUUAUUAGAUUCGAAUACUCUCAUGUUCCACAUGAGCAGCAUCCUGUUUUGUAAAUCUGAAUCACAUGUUUGUUUAAAGUGUAACUAACAGGUAUCCUAACCUCAUUAUUCAGAUUAUUUCUUUUUUGAA